AUGCCGAACGUCAAACCAAUUCUUCCUCCUCUCAAAACACCUAAGAGUGCAAGCUUUCCAUCGGAACUCCACGAUGGCUCCGUCUCCAGUAUAUCCUCCUCUUCAAUCAAACAAGAGGAUUCGGACACUCCAAUUACACCGCACUCGUCCAUCCAGCUCCCAAAGGUUUACGCAGAAUUCUUGGAAGCCUUCACGCCCGUCUUUAGCCCCGUUAGUGCCGGAGGCACCCACAGGUUCCAGUUCGAACCGAAGAAUGCGUCUCCAACUUCUCAGCCUGCGAGCUCAUUGAGCAGCUCGUUCAAAUUCAGCCCUUCAACGCAAUCACCAACUAUAUCGCUCCCACCACCGACACCCGGAUCUGCGGUAUCUUCGAGAAGGGGUUUUCCAUUUCCCCGUCGUCUUCGCAUCCCCACAUCGGCGAUGUACUCGCCCACUACUGACUCACCAACAAGCGCGACCCCCCUUCAUACGCCCUUAUCAGCUUAUGAUUGGAAGCAACGUUAUAAUGAAGCUCCACGCAGUGCCACAGGGAAACUAGUCAGUGUCAAGCAAGUUAUCACCCGCACUGUGACGUAUAAGCGCACUCAGCUUGAUGCCCCACCGAAGGGAAAGCGUCGCAAGUGCCGAGAUACCCAUGAUACCAAAGAGGUCAAAGAGCCUAAAGAGCCCAAAGAGCCCAAACUCAUCCAGGAGCCCAAAGAAGUCUAG
Messenger RNA from Penicillium taxi, 708 nucleotides. RefSeq lists its product as uncharacterized. NCBI's taxonomy places the organism in Eukaryota, Fungi, Ascomycota, Eurotiomycetes, Eurotiales, Aspergillaceae. The record is from RefSeq and is a predicted model, not a curated record. The transcript has a single exon. The coding region runs from base 1 to 708 and encodes 235 amino acids.